This is a messenger RNA of Colias croceus (clouded yellow), 627 nucleotides long. Its product is annotated as protein FAM200B-like. Lineage: Eukaryota; Metazoa; Arthropoda; Insecta; Lepidoptera; Pieridae. The record is from RefSeq and is a predicted model, not a curated record. Bases 100 to 615 code for a protein of 171 amino acids. The transcript is spliced from 3 exons.
AUUUUAAAACUCGAAAAUAAGCUAAGAAUAAAUUCCGUACCUAGAUAGUGAUUGUUUAUACUUUUAUAGUUUUACGAGCACUGUUUUAAGCAGUUCACGAUGGAUAAAUGGCUAAAACCUGGGAUUGCUAAGGGGAAACGUGGUGCUAGCUUUGUGGACAGUAAUGUAAAUACUUAUCAAUCUAAUCAAGCUUUUGACCAAGUCUCAUCUUCACCAGAAGGAGAGACAAUUGAAAAAAAAACGGAAAUUACCAGUGGUGCUAGUUGUUCAGGUAUUGGUACGGAAGACACUUUUGUUGAACAAAAUCAGCAAAACACAGUGAUACCAUCUACUACCGACCAUACUGAACGUCAAGCGGGAAUAUCUUCAAAAAAGAGAAAAUAUGAUGAGUCCUAUCUGUCCUAUGGAUUUAUACCGAUAGGGAAUGCUGAAAAUCCUGAUGGAAAAUGUGUUGUUUGCAGCAAGAUUUUGUUGAAUAGCUCCCUGGCACCUGCAAAGCUUAAGCGUCACCUUGAUACUAAUCAUCCUCACCUCAAAAAUAAAAACAUUAGUUUUUUUGAAAGACAAAGAGAUGUACAUCAAGCAGGUGUGACCGCUUUACAAAAAUAUGCAUAAACUGAUAAUGAA